Molecule: messenger RNA, 2994 nt
Organism: Acanthocheilonema viteae
Lineage: Eukaryota; Metazoa; Nematoda; Chromadorea; Rhabditida; Onchocercidae
Source: the annotation of a GenBank genome assembly
AUGAUGGAAGAAACCGGUGAAGAGCUUGCGAAUUUGACUCCGAUGCGGGUGCGGCAAGACAGCGUACAGUCAACUAUUGCUGAUUAUUUGGCUCAUGAAGCGAUACGUUCUUCACAGUCAGAUCUUUUGGAAUCAGAUGGUAUAAUUGAUGGAGUUAACGUAUCUGCGUAUUUUGAACGUCCGAGUACUUCCGCAUCAGCUGUUGGAGAAACUAACGACGAUUUGGAAUUUAAUGAGCCACUGGAACGAUUCAUGCGCAAUGAAAUUGCCUACAAUGAGUUCAUGCAAAUGACAGGUGGUGUUGGAUUAGAUGAAGAAGAAGCAGAUUAUGAUGUUAGCGAAGGUGCUGUUGAGUGUAAUAAAAGAUCACGGAUUCAAUUUGCGUCACAAAGCCAAAUUGUUGGGAUCGACGUUGAAAAUGAAGCAGCUGAUGAUGGAUACGAUGUAUUUGCUGAAUCUGAAGAAUUACCGAGUACAUCAUUCACCAAUGAAUCGCCUAUUUCAAAAAUAGCGCCACACGAACGAUCUUUAGAGGAGGUUGAUGAAGAUCGGUUAUUGGGCAUACCAUUGGAACUCAGAAAUAGUGAAUCAUUUGGUGAAACAGUUCCGGGAGCGAAAGUUGUUGGAAUUGGUGGAGAAAGACGAAUGAAAACAAACAAGACUUUGGAUGCUUUGAUCGGACAGGCAAAUGUUAUUUACGCGAAGGGACAAACAAAAGAAGCAUUAACUAUGCUGUUGGAGGUAAUCAGACAAGAACCGCGUAAUCCGGAACCAUACCGACAGGUAGCUGAUAUCUACAAUGAUUUAAAUCGGCCUCAAAAAUCAUUACAGUAUGGUUUGUUGGCUGCUCAUUUAAACGGUAAUCGUACAUCUGCUGUAGAGUGGGCAGAUUUGGGUGAUUAUGCUUUGAAAUUGAAUAAAAAUGAAGAAGCUGCUGCAUGUUAUGGAAGAGCAAUACGAGCUGAUUCGUCCAAUCAUUUUUACUAUGAAAAAAGGAUUGAUGCACUUGAGAAAGCUGGGCUCAAUGUUCUUGCAAUGCGAACACGAUUUAUGGCAGCGCAGUCAGUUGACAGAGGGCAGGUGGAUUUCGAAUGGUUUAGGAAUAUGAUAACAAUUGCUGCGGAUCAUUACAUCAAAAUGAAUGAUGAAGAAAAAGCAGUAGCAGCGUUAGAAACAUUCGUUCUCCGUAGUCGUGAAUAUAAUCGUGAUGCCAGUGAACAGCAUAAAACUGUCGUCCGCUUGCUGAUGAAUAGCCAUCGUUUCGAAGAUGCAGCAAAGUCUGUUUUCGCCCUCUGUCCUGGAAUUACAGCUCUCGAUGAUAUGGGGCGUUUCGCUGUUGAGAUUAAAUACAACAAUGCAAGUUAUACAGUGAAACCAUUUCCUCCCGAAAAAGUGCAUCGUUUUGUUGUUGGUGAAAGCUUGCCAACAGUUUUCUUGGCGCGUCUCGUCAUAUGUUUCAUCAGACUCGGUCGUAAAGAUCUGGCUCCGACUCUCGUAGACAAGCUUUUUGAAAGGGUUAUUCUUCCGCAAGACCAACAAGUCUAUUUGGACAUAGCACGUGCUUACCAUGCUGUCGACUGUGUAGCACACGCCCAAAAAUAUAUGGAACAUUUGUUGGCCCGUCCACACUUUCUAGAUGUUGCUGAAGCGUGGUACCUCUACGGUCUUUUUCUUUUUAUUCGUAAAAGAUAUGAAGAAGCAUGUAAAGCUUAUCAGCAUGCAUUGGAUUUGCAACCGUCACAUGUUGAUGCACGUAUCAAUUAUUCAACAAUUCAGCAAAGACUGGGUAUGGUUGAUGAGGCGUUUGAAACCUUGCGUGAGUAUGUAUUGGAUGCUGGAAGUAGUUUACCGGCAAUACGUCAAGCGGAUUUUCUGUUUGAACGCAAACGAAUGGAUGAAUUUGCUCGUUGCGUUCGAAUGUUGCUUGCUCCUCAUUUUUACGAAAUUUACUUGAAUAAUAUGGCUUUGUUAAAGAAGAGAUUACCAACGAGCGAAAGAGGAACUGUUUGUCACGGUAUUCGUGUACAAGCAUUCAACGCAGUGCGUGGUUCAGCAUUCGAAAAGUAUGUGAAACGUGUAGGACAACUUGCAGCAGCGGAAGAGCGAGCGCCGAGCGAGAUUACAAGUACACAGCUACAUGAUUACUGCUUCAAAUUAUUGGAAACACUGCUGCAGCAAAAGAGGUGCUUGGAUGCCUUGCAUGUCUGUUGCUUUGCUUAUUUACAACCACUCAUCAGCAAAAAUACUAAGACUAUGGAAACAUUCCAGAAUCUUUUGCUGUACUGUUCAAUACGAUCACAUGUUUGGCCACUGGCAUUCGAAUAUCUGCGAUGGUUUCAUACACUUUCUGUGAACAAUAAUCCGCUCUUGUUGCCGUCGGAUCGUGACUUGCUUUUGACCCGUAUUUUCAAUGCUAUGAAUUUUGUCUUCUGUCAUUCUCAGAAUGUUAGCUAUCACCGAUAUAUAAUGAGAGCACUGGCACGCUCUCCAGGCAAUUUAGCGCUUCAAAUGAUUUCUGGAAAUAAUUCCUUGAUUACUGGUGCAUAUCGUCAUGCUCUUGGUGAAUAUCUACAUGUCUGGAAACUAGUUCCAGAUAAUCCACUUGUUUGCAUGCUUAUUGGCCUUACGUUUGUACACAUGUCCUGCAAAAAAGAUAUUUUCAGUCGUCAUAUGGUAGCACUGAGAGGACUGGCAUUCAUGAAUCGUUAUCAGCAACUGCGUGGUGAUAAUCAGGAAACAUACUACAACAUUGGACGCAUGUUUCAUCAAAUGAACAUUUUGCCUUUGGCCAUGUAUUUUUACGGAAAAUGUUUGAAAAUUGAUAUUCCGAAAGUUGUAGUUACUGAUGAAGCUACAGGCGACGAAUGUGCAGUGGAAGCUGAAGAGUACGAUCUUCGACCAAUGGCUGCACAUAAUUUAGCAUUGAUCUAUUUGGCUAGUGGAAACCAUUAUGUUGCGAGGAAUUUAUUAGAAAGAUAUUGCUGCAUAGAAUGA